Sorghum bicolor (sorghum) is the source of this 1160-nucleotide messenger RNA. Its product is annotated as L-ascorbate peroxidase 2, cytosolic. The transcript is spliced from 9 exons. Gene Ontology annotation, biological process: hydrogen peroxide catabolic process; cellular response to oxidative stress; response to reactive oxygen species. NCBI's taxonomy places the organism in Eukaryota, Viridiplantae, Streptophyta, Magnoliopsida, Poales, Poaceae. The record is from RefSeq and is a predicted model, not a curated record. Bases 87 to 839 code for a protein of 250 amino acids. Gene Ontology annotation, molecular function: peroxidase activity; heme binding.
CCCACCCAUCUCCUUCGUCCUUCGCUGCGCCAUUCUCCGAUCGGACCACCGGGCCAGUAGCAGAGCGGGUCGUGACGUCAGCAGCCAUGGUGAAGGCCUACCCCACGGUGAGUGAGGACUACCUCAAGGCGGUCGACAAGGCCAAGCGCAAGCUCCGCGGCCUCAUCGCUGAGAAGAACUGCGCCCCGCUCAUGCUCCGCCUCGCCUGGCACUCCGCGGGCACCUUCGAUGUGGCCACCAAGACCGGGGGGCCCUUCGGCACCAUGAAGAACCCCGCCGAGCAGGCGCACGGAGCCAACGCCGGACUGGAAAUUGCCGUCAGGCUGCUAGAGCCUAUCAAGGAGCAGUUCCCCAUCCUAUCCUAUGCUGACUUCUACCAGCUUGCCGGAGUCGUGGCAGUUGAGGUAACCGGCGGACCUGAUGUCCCCUUCCACCCUGGGAGGCAGGACAAGCCUGAGCCUCCGCCAGAAGGCCGCCUUCCUGAUGCCACCCAAGGUUCUGAUCACCUCAGGCAGGUUUUCUCCACACAGAUGGGUUUGAGCGACCAGGACAUUGUUGCACUUUCUGGUGGUCACACCCUGGGAAGAUGCCACAAGGAUAGAUCUGGGUUUGAGGGAGCCUGGACAUCCAACCCUUUAAUCUUUGACAACUCUUACUUCACGGAGCUUCUGAGUGGAGAGAAGGAAGGCCUUCUACAGCUACCAAGUGACAAAGCCCUCCUCUCUGAUCCAUCCUUCCGCCCACUUGUUGACAAAUAUGCAGCGGAUGAGGACGCUUUCUUUGCUGACUACGCCGAGGCCCACCUGAAGCUUUCCGAAUUGGGAUUUGCUGAGGCGUAAGGUGAGGUGCUCAUAAAGAAGGGGACAGGCGGGGCAGGGCUGGGCAGGUGCGGAUGAAGAUUGUUGCCUAGCUGAUUUAUCUUGUCUUGCUGGCUAUUUGGCAUCUAAGACCAAUGAGAACCAGAAGAGUAUGGUGGAUGUAAUAAACAAUCGUCGGCCUUGUGAGGCAGGCCCAUCUUUUGUGUGUUUCCCUUGAAUGGUUAGAGUAAUGUGAUUUCCUUUCCGGCAUUGAUGAACUCAGCUGAAGAUGUAGUGUGUAAUGUCAUGGUUCGUUUUUCUAUUUAUUAUUUAUCUAUAUCUAUCGAUAUCGAAGCUCUGAUA